Molecule: messenger RNA, 1522 nt
Organism: Pungitius pungitius (ninespine stickleback)
Lineage: Eukaryota; Metazoa; Chordata; Actinopteri; Perciformes; Gasterosteidae
Product: trafficking regulator of GLUT4 1-like
Exons: 2
Coding region: 260-886 (208 amino acids)
Cellular component (GO): membrane
Source: RefSeq, a predicted model, not a curated record
AAGGAGUGCGUCCGUACGCUAAACGCCUGCUAAACGCGAGAGGGACUCAGACAGCAAUAACAUCUCACUCAUCAAUAAGACAUUUUGAAUGAGUUAAUAAAAUAGCUUGCCUUGAAGGUAUCGUUCUCUCUGAAUAUACACUAUUUAAUCUAAUGACCCUCAAUGGAAAAGAUCUGAAGGACAACUCUUCAGCGUCUCCAUCCACAGGAAAGCGGCUCGCUCAGGCAGAUAAGCCCUGGAGGUCCCUUAUCAUUCAGAUAUGGCAAUCAACACGGAUGCUGCCUUUGGCAAAAGCGCGCUGGGCGAGCGGGACGUUUCCAAUCCCACCGACUUCCAGGACACGGAGAAGCUGCUGAGCGCCGCGACCACCGAGCCCACCGGGCAGAGCAACAUCAAACCGUCGGACUCGUUCUCCCUCAACAUCAGAGGGAGCGUCCAGUCCCUGGAUGCGGACCAGAACGGACACCGAUCCCCGUUAAAGUCGGGCUCAAUCGGGCAGCUGACGGCCCCACCCAACUCCCUGUCCCGCCUGAACCUGGGCCCGCCGCCCUCCUCGGUGUCGCCCGGGGUCGUACCGCCGAGUUACUUCUGGCUCGCCGUGCUGUCCUGUUUCUGCCCCGCCGUGCCGCUCAACAUCUGCGCCCUGUGGUACGCCAAUGUGUCGCGGUCUGUUCUCCAUACAGGAGAUAUUGAAGGGGCGAGGAAGUAUGGGCGUCUGUCCAUGCUGCUGAGCUGUCUGGCGAUGCUGCUGGGUGUGGCUGUGAUCAUCUUCAUAGUGCUGACAAUAGGUAGGGAGAGAAAGACACACAUCAGGCAUGGAGGCGUAAAGGUGUGUGUGUGUGACUUAUGCCUCCUUUUUCUCUGCUUCUCAGAGAUCCAGAAGUGAACUCUGGGAUGGGAUUGAGUGUCAUCGCACCUCUCAAAUUUGCACAGAAGAGAGGUGAGAAAAAAAAAAGCUGAAGAGAAACAAUGUUUUGCUUUUUCCUGCUAUGGACCAAAGAAGAAAGAAGAAAGUAAAGAAGAAGGUUGCAGGGCGCUUCCUGUUUCCCCGGUAACACUCAUGUCCAAUAACCCCACAAACUCAGGAACAAAGGAAGGACAAUGAAGUUGUCGUGUGGGAUCAUCAGACAGCAGAGGAGAACGUGUUCAAACUAAUGGGGCACUGAGGUACACACCUGCCUGACACACACAUCUGGCAUUUGCGUAUUACAAAAAUACAGCAGUAGAUAAGCGGAACGCGCAAAUAAUAAUACAAUGAAAAAAAAUGAAUAAAAACCAUAAUAGUAUUCUUGUGGUCAGAGAAAAACCAAAGUAUAGUCUGUAAUGCCGCCACUGCCUGCCCUGUUUCUAUUAAAACUACGUAAGUACAGACUGUAUGUACUGAUUUAAUACCACUGUUUACAUCAAGUUUAAAACUAUGUUUGUCCUGUUGCAGUCAGACUGUGACGUCUUGCUUUGUGUGCUACUAUGAUUAACGGAUCGGACUGCCUGGAUCUCUAAAUCUCAUUACGUUUACAAUAUA